GUGGCACGAAAUAUGAUAUAUCAGUCAACAUUUUUUUCUUCUGACUAGGACUGUUUAGACUAGAAAUUCUAAAUAGUUAAUACGUAAACAAAGGUUUUAUUUUGUUUUGUGUUAAAGUGAUAAAUUGGAAUAAUGGGUGAUUCGUGUCAAGCUUGCCUUACGAGAAUCCCCCAUGCGACUCUUAUAGCUACAAUAAUGUGCUGUUUGGGCGUGGGGGUAUUUUGUGGAACUAUGUAUCGAGGAUCGGCACUUUCUAUUUUGAUGUUCGACGAGGUUUUUCACUUUCGUCUUAUAUGGAUCGAAGCAUUGCAGAUGAUUUUCAUCGUUGGUAGUGCUUGUAUGGCUGCUUUGGGUUUCAUGUUAUUAUGCUUAGGUUGCCUAACCACAGGUGCCACACGACAAAAGGUUUAUCGAGCAUGGAGAGCUAGAGUCGGUGGAAGAAUAUCUUGCGCAAUAUUUAUGAUAAUCACAUACAUUCUCACAUUCACCUGGCUGAUUCUCCUCGGAUUUCUCGUUAUCACCACAUUCUUGUUUACAAUAUUUUGGAAGCUUUGUUCAAAGCCAAGAAACAUAGACCUAUCGACAUGCAUCGAUUUUACUCAAUUUGACUUUAUGUUUCCGUCUUCUGUAAGACAAGAAGAUAUGAAAAUUUGUGAAGCACACAAAGUGAAAUUAUUCUGUAAAGACUAUGUUGAAAAAGCUGAAUUCAUGUUUAUAUUAGCAAUGGUUUCUUGCAUUCUGGUAAUUUUAAGUUUAGUUCACUAUUUGAUGUGUCUUUCUGCUAAUUAUGCACAUAUUCGUGACCAUGAGAAAUUCCAAGAAUUACAAGAGCUGCAAUACCUAACAAACCCUGACUUGCAUGCUUCUAAAGACAGAUUCUAGUAUAUGGCCCGCGCACCUUUACUGCGCUCCCUUGAGGCCACUACUAAAAUGUGACAAAAUUAAGAAAGAUGUUGAGGAACGUUAUUGUGUUCACUGUUUUAAAUAUAGAAAGACUGAAAAUCAGUGGAAAGAAAUAUUAGUAUAGACUUCUUGAUUAUAACAUAUCUUGAUGUUUCAACCACUGAAAUAUUGCACUUUAGUGCACAUUUCUUAUAAGAUUGACUUAUAAUCCAACAUUCCUUAGUUUAAGAUUAUUGAGAACAUACUGUUGAUUAAGAACGUACAAGUCACACUAUUUGCAAGUAUUAUAAAUCUUCAGUAUUCUGUAUCUGUUUUUAAAUUUAAAAAUAUAUACGUAAGAUAUGCAUGUAAUUCAAAUGACAAUGUUUAUUUGAAUAAAUAGUGAAGCAGAAAGAAAGUUAGUUUUCCAUUUUGCACAAAAUGUAACUGUCGUUAUUCUGAAUUAAGAAUAUAUAUUUGUUUGAAAAAUUGUUGUAUCCCACUGAUAAAUAGCAAAAUUGAAUAGUUUUAAUUACAUGUAUUUGUAUGUAAUCAUUGUAAUAUUAUUGUAUCUAGAUAUAAGUAAACAUACAUAAUUGAAUAAAACAAUUGUGACUUUGUAACUGACAGUUCAAUUAUAAUAGUACAAUAGAUUAAAAGUAAGAUAGGACAAAAUUUUACUUACCUUUAUGACUUGUAAACUAAUACUUAUAAAUAUGCCAAAAGGUUUUAAACAAAUUUCAUUACACUUAAUAUAAUUUAUAGUAAAUUUCUUAACACUGAAAAUACAAAUUUUUUAUUGUACUUUGGUUCAUGUACCAGGCAGUUAAAUGUUAGGUUAGAUAAGAAGCAUUUUAAAAUGCAUUUCAAGAAUUUACAUUAUUUUUGUGAAGUUUUUGGUAUGUAUUUACAGCUAUAAGUUAUGUUAGGCCAUAGUUAAGCCUGAACUAACAUAAAAACGGACAGCUAAAUACUAAUAAGUUAGUUGUAGCCACAAUAGUUAUAAGGUUAUAUUUAGCAUAGCUAAGAACACUUUUGAAGUCUAUUUAUUUGUAACUUUUGUUAUAGUUUAUAUACUCCAAUGUUUAAGACAAUAAUACAAACACUUAAUCAUAACAUUAUAUCCAGAUAUAAAAGGAUUUCUUCCAGUUUUGUAGCUUAGUUUGAGCACUCCCAAUAUAUUAUCACCUUAAAAGUGUACCAAUAAAAUGUUCAUUUUAA
Molecule: messenger RNA, 2103 nt
Organism: Zerene cesonia (dogface butterfly)
Lineage: Eukaryota; Metazoa; Arthropoda; Insecta; Lepidoptera; Pieridae
Gene: M6
Product: neuronal membrane glycoprotein M6-a
Exons: 1
Coding region: 133-882 (249 amino acids)
Biological process (GO): neuron projection development
Cellular component (GO): plasma membrane
Source: RefSeq, a predicted model, not a curated record